UCAUCCAUUUCGGUGUUUGACUAAAUAUUGAGGGUUGAUCUUUUUCAUCAUACCAGUGCACAAUUACUGGAUUUCAAAUUCCAGUUUCAUUUUCACUUUCCAAUUCCUCAUCACACCCCAAAAAAUGGCGGUUUCGGGGAGGAGUACAUCCGUUCUCAUACUCUUCCUGAUUUUCUUCUAUUGUACUUUAGAUCUAUGCAGUGGGCAGCAAUCCCCUGCUUCUCACCAUUCUUGCUCCCGUGGUCAUCACCAUCACGACCACCACCACCAUCAUGAUCAUGAUCAUGAUCAUCAUGGUGAUCGUGAUGAAGUUAAUCAAUCAGUAAAGAAGAGGCUGCUUCCAGAAGAGCUUGCUGAAGAAGAAGACCUAAAGUUAUAUGGCUUUGCAUCAGAUGAAAUCCACAUCCAUAAUGACCACCUUGAUGGGUCCCACUCUCAACUUUCUGGCAUUGGACUUUGGAUUCAUUCAAUGGGGUGUUCUUUGCUGGUGAGCUUGGCUUCUCUUAUCUGCUUGACAAUUGUUCCAAUAUUAAGUGCAAAUGGAACACCAUCGAAAGCGGUUGUGGAUGCAAUGGCGCUCUUUGGGGCUGGAGCUAUGCUGGGAGAUGCUUUUCUGCAUCAAUUACCUCAUGCUUUCAGUGGUGGGCACUCUCAUGCGCAUGAUCAUCAUUUUCAUUCUGAAGAUUCACAUUCUCAUUCUCAUUCUCAUGCUCAUUCUCUUGAAGAUCUGUCUAUUGGAUUGUCAAUCCUAACUGGCAUUGUAGUUUUCCUUAUUGUGGAGAAGGUUGUUAGGUAUGUUGAAGAAGUUUCUGGAGGUGAACAUUCAGGAAUGCAUGCUCAUCACCACCACCAUCAUCGUAAAAGCAGUAAAAAGCACAAGGAUAAGGAUGAUACUGACGAGAAGACAGUACAGAAGCCUUUGAAUGAGAAAAUAUUGGAUGGAGAUGGCGAUGCAAAGCAAGAUUCUAGAUCUGGAUCGGAAUUGAAAAAGAGAAACAGAAAGGGCAGUGGUGACAAGUCGAAUAAAGAUGCUUCUGAGGGGAAGUUGGCUGAAACAAAGUUUACAAAACAACCAUCAAAGUUGGUCUUUGGUUAUCUCAAUCUCUUCUCUGAUGCUGUGCACAAUUUUACUGAUGGAAUGGCUUUAGGAAGUGCUUUCUUACUCUAUGGAGCUGUUGGUGGAUGGUCUAGGACUCUAUUUUUGCUCGCUCAUGAGCUACCUCAAGAGGUUGGCGAUUUUGGAAUCUUGGUUCGAUCAGGUUUCAGCGUCUCGAAGGCUUUAUUUUUCAACUUUCUAUCAGCACUUGUAGCAUUAGCUGGAACAGCACUAGCUUUGCUACUCGGCCAAAAUCCAGGACAGUCGUCUCUCAUUGAGGGGUUCACAGCUGGUGGAUUCACUUAUAUCUCAAUCGCGGGGGUCCUAGCAGAGAUGAACAACAAUGGGAGCUCUAGUCUAAAAAGUAGUGUAAGCCAAUUGAUUUCAUUGAUGUUGGGGAUGGGUGUUGCCCUUUGGAUUUCUCUUGUAGAGUGAAAAUCCUGGGGAGAACAAAAAUCCCCCUUUCUAUUUAACUACCCAUUGGAAAUCAAAAUUUUUGCGAUUGCUUUCCAUUUGUUUUUGAAGGUUUGGAAUCGUUAUAUGGACAGUUUAACUGAAUUGUUUCACCUUAAACUAUAAUGGAUUAAAUUUCAUCCAUCUUCACCUUAAAGAAA
Molecule: messenger RNA, 1710 nt
Organism: Amaranthus tricolor (Joseph's coat)
Lineage: Eukaryota; Viridiplantae; Streptophyta; Magnoliopsida; Caryophyllales; Amaranthaceae
Product: IAA-alanine resistance protein 1
Exons: 11
Coding region: 125-1531 (468 amino acids)
Biological process (GO): zinc ion transmembrane transport; intracellular zinc ion homeostasis
Cellular component (GO): membrane
Molecular function (GO): zinc ion transmembrane transporter activity
Source: RefSeq, a predicted model, not a curated record